Mytilus trossulus (common blue mussel) is the source of this 2375-nucleotide messenger RNA. Its product is annotated as leucine-rich repeat-containing protein 74A-like. Bases 231 to 2282 code for a protein of 683 amino acids. The transcript has 13 exons. The record is from RefSeq and is a predicted model, not a curated record. NCBI's taxonomy places the organism in Eukaryota, Metazoa, Mollusca, Bivalvia, Mytilida, Mytilidae. Gene Ontology annotation, molecular function: calcium ion binding; protein binding.
ACAAUGUUAAAUGUCUGUUAACCUUUCACAUAUGUACCAAUUACUUCACCCUACAAUUAAACUCGUUGAUUGAAACUGAUUAUGAUACAAGAAAAAAUAAAACUAUAAUUGAUAUACGUUAUGAUGUAAAAUGUUUAAAUACCGGGAUUUAUAAUUUCAUAUCUGUUAUUAAAAAAACCAGCAUGCAUAAAGGAAAGUGCGUGUAUGAGAUAUAAAAUAUUUGAAGGACAAUGGAUAUUGCUUUAGCUCGACCACUUUCUGCACCAAAAUCUAAGACAGAAAAGUCACAGAAUGACAACCGAAGCCUUAUUAAAAGACCACAGACAGCAUCACCGUAUGUCAUGGCGGUCAAAUACAGAAAUAAGGCGAAGGUUGCCAGUCGGAAGACAAACCGUGCGAUCAUUACACGACGUCGGACUGGACGACGAAAGGCUUCAUUAAUUGACAGUGAAUAUGGAGGUUGUGAAUCGUCGUUCCAUACCUAUAAUACUUCAUUAACAGACUUAUUUGACGAGUUCAACGACGAUUUCGACUUUGAUGAGGAGGAAAAUGAAUCCAGAUCAGAUAAGGAUCCAGCAUCUUAUUGUGAGAACCAGUAUCGGCGGAUGUGUAAAAUGUUAAACAUUUCACCAGUGUCAUCCUUCAUCCGGGAACUGUCGAAAAAGAGAGUAUCAGUCAGGCAUCGUUCUCUCUGUCCAAAGGAUGCCAAAGCAAUGUCUGUUGCUCUUCUUGAGAAUCCAACAGUACAGAUCUUAGAUAUGACAGACAAUGAAAUAGGACCAAAAGGUGCUUUGUAUUUAGCUGAAAUGUUAACGGAUAACAGAAUCAUUACUGAUUUAAACUUAUCGGACAGUCAGAUUGGUAUUGAAGGUGCUAAACAUAUUGUGAAUAUUGCAGUAGAGGUUGAUAACUUUACCUCAUUGAAUCUCUCAGGAAAUGGUUUUCGUGAAUUUGAUGCAAUACACUUAACCAAACUGUUCGAGGAUACACAUAAUUUACUCCGACUAUCUUUAAGCCAUAAUGAAUUUCGUGAGUUUGGAGGGAAAGUCAUAGGCGAUGCAUUAAAAAUCAAUGACACAUUAGAAGAAUUAGAUCUCAGUUGGAAUCAUCUACGGUUUGAUGGUGCUGAUGCUAUUGCAGACGGAUUAGCAUUAAAUCAAGGUUUAAAGAAAUUAGACAUAUCAUGGAAUGGAUUUUCAAUGCGAGGUUGUGAAACUCUUGCCAAAGCUUUAGAAUUUAAUGAAUAUUUAAUUGAACUGAAUUUGGAAUGUAACAGAAUAAACAAAGAUGCUUUAGAGAAACUUUUAAAAGGAAUGAAAGCUAAUCAAACUUUAGAAGUGUUGAAGUUGGGCUGGAAUCCUAUCACGACAAAAGGUGCACAGAUGAUCCUAGAUUUUAUCAACGAUAAUCCUACCUCUGGGCUAAAGAAAGUCGAUAUUCGAACGCAGCUUGUAGAGAAAGAAUUUUCAGAGAAUGUGAAAAAAAUGAAAGAAGAUAAAGACAUAGUAUUUAUUCAUGGACCAAUUCGUGGAGAUCAUGGUUCUGGUGAAGAUGAUGACGAACUCUCCCUUAUAGACGAAAAUCCUAUAAUAGUGCUUAUGGAAUUUGGACAUAUGAAUGGUUUCCGGCUAACGGAUCUCUUUUCUGUUUUUGAUAAAGAUGGAAGUAAAUCUUUGGACUUGAGUGAAAUAAAAACGGGCUUGAUGAUGGCAGGGAUUCCUUUACAAGAACACUGUUUAGAAAAAUUAAUAGAUAAACUAGAUGAUGAUGACAGCGGGGAAAUAGAAUAUGCUGAAAUGAUGCAAGCGCAGAUGAUUCAUAGAAGACAAAAGGCUCAAAUGAUGAAGGAUAUAGCAGAUGGUUCGGUUGAUAUAGAAAAGACAGAGGUUGGUCGAGUAAGGGGUAAAUUACAUAAACUAAUGGCUAAACAUAUGGACGGAAAUCCUGCUUUCAAACGCCGCGUGGAUGAUUUUAAGAAGUUACUGGAAAGCUCUCAGAAAGAUGAAAGUCUUCGAAAAGAAAUGGAAAAGAAGGUAGCAAUGCGUAAAUCAUCUAAAGUUGAGCGGGAGAGAAAACAAGAAAUUACAAAGGCAACGGAAGAAGCACUGCAAGAUAUUAUUGAAGCGGACACAAUUGAAUCACAAAUGCACGUGGAUACAAAUAAACUGUCAAACUUAACACUUGAAAAAGUCGACAAAGAUCAUACAUCAUUAAAUAAUGGGACAAAUAAGACACCGCGGUCUAAUAAAAAUGAAAAUGAUUGGAUAGCUUUACAUGUUUAGUUCGACUGAUCUAAUUUAUAAUUGUGUUCUCGUUGGUGUUCAAACAUGUUACAGAUGUCAAGCUAAAUUAUUUUGUUGUAUUUUUUUAAUAAU